GUAAAUUCUUCUUCUCCCUUCUUUUCCCUUCUUACACUAGACAAGCUAUAUCAAUUGCUAAACUAUUCAUCGUUAAACUAUUCAUAUCAUGUUAUCAAUUACCAGACGUUCAAUUGCCAGAACUUCUUUCGUCAGAAACUUCUCUACUGCCAGAAUCGCCAUGACCGAAGGUGCCAUCAACCAAACUGGUGACAAAUUCGCUGAAAAGGAAAGAGCCCAAGAAAACUUAUACAUUAAGAAGCACGAAGCUGAGCAAUUAAAGAAAUUGAAAGAAAGAUUACAACAACAAAAGGAAACCCUUGACCAAUUGGAAAAGGAUAUCAACGCUACCGCUAAUGGUAACAAGUCUGCCUAAACAGGUCCUGAAAGAGGAUAUACAAGGGAAAUGAUUUUGGGAAUCUAAUUAAAUAAUUUCUAAAAUCAUAAAGCAAACUCAUAACUUUAUUCAAUUCAUUUUUUUUUGUCAGAUAGUAGAGUUGAUGAAGUGUAUAUAUGAAAUGUUGAUUCUAAGGUUAUAAUUGAAUAACGAAGAAAUAUAUAGUAUUUUUUAAUAUAUGCAUUUUGUCACUUAUUUAAGUGUGCAAACAGAGUCAAUUGACUUAUACGUACCAUCGAAUAC
Spathaspora passalidarum NRRL Y-27907 is the source of this 619-nucleotide messenger RNA. RefSeq lists its product as uncharacterized. Lineage: Eukaryota; Fungi; Ascomycota; Pichiomycetes; Serinales; Debaryomycetaceae. Gene Ontology annotation, cellular component: mitochondrion. The coding region runs from base 161 to 355 and encodes 64 amino acids. Gene Ontology annotation, molecular function: ATPase inhibitor activity. The record is from RefSeq and is a predicted model, not a curated record. Gene Ontology annotation, biological process: negative regulation of ATP-dependent activity. The transcript has a single exon.